AGUAUCUGACUUUCCAAUAAAAAUAAAUCUUGAAAAAAAAAAACUACAUAACUAUGGUGCCCCCCACGGCGGCUUCACGUGCGCUGUGGUAACUGCCGUCAGAGCCGCCAUCUCGUGCAGUGAAACCAACGCCUGACUCAGAGAGGCCAUCCCCCGCGGCUGUUGUGGUUUGUCUACAAACAUGGGGAACAUCUUUACAAACCUCUUCAAGGGCCUUUUUGGCAAAAAGGAAAUGUAUACCCUCAUGGUGGGCCUGGAUGCUGCAGGGAAGACAACGAUCCUGUACAAGCUGAAGCUCGGGGAGACCGUGACCACCAUUCCCACGGUGGGUUUCAACGUGGAGACGGUGGAGUACAAGAACAUCAGCUUCACCAUGUGGGACGUGGGCGGCCAGGACCAGAUUCGGUCGCUGUGGCGCCACUACUUCGCUAACACCCAGGGCUUGAUCUUCGUGGUGGACAGCAAUGACCGAGAGCGUAUAAACGAGGCGCGGCAGGAGCUCCUGGGGAUGCUGAUGGAGGAAGAGCUCCGAGAUGCCGCCCUCUUGGUGUUUGCCAACAAGCAGGACCUCCCGAACGCCAUGACUGUGGCUGAAAUCACAAACAAGCUGGGGCUGCACUCUCUCCGCUGCAGGAGCUGGUAUAUCCAGGCUGCCUGCGCCACCAGCGGGGACGGGCUCUACGAGGGCCUGGACUGGCUGUCCAAACAGCUCCAGAACCAGAAGUGA
Ochotona princeps (American pika) is the source of this 727-nucleotide messenger RNA. RefSeq names its product ADP-ribosylation factor 1-like. NCBI's taxonomy places the organism in Eukaryota, Metazoa, Chordata, Mammalia, Lagomorpha, Ochotonidae. Gene Ontology annotation, molecular function: GTPase activity; GTP binding. Gene Ontology annotation, cellular component: plasma membrane; cytoplasm. The record is from RefSeq and is a predicted model, not a curated record. Bases 182 to 727 code for a protein of 181 amino acids. The transcript has a single exon. Gene Ontology annotation, biological process: intracellular protein transport; vesicle-mediated transport.